UUCUUCAAAAUCCGCCAUUGAUCUUAGCUCCAAAGUCCAAGCCUGUCUCCCCCCCUCUCUUUCUCUCUCUCCCUACGUAACAGACAACAAAAUCCGUCCUGACUGAAUCAAUUCCAUCACACCCUCUCUCUCUCUCUCUCUCUCUCAGUAACAGACGACAAAGUUCCUCCUGACUGAAUCAAUUCCGUCCUUAGAUUGCGUCUGAAAACAUCUCACUCACACACCCUCUUUCUCUCUCUCUCUCUCUCUGAAAUGGGCUCUCUUGUUCCAUUCCAAGACCUCAAUCUGCUACCGGACCCGCCCAUGACCGCCACGAUCACUCCCAAGAUCGAGCCGAAGCUCGAACCUACCAACGAACCCUCGCAAACCCCCGUCUCUAACCAUCCCCAACGGCCCCAACCGCUGCCAACCCCGGAACUUCCCAAUUCGACCCCUGAAUUCUUCCUCAAUUCCCCACACACCCCGCAGACCCCCUCCCCGGACGGUGGCGACCAGCUCUUCUCCGAGUUCCAUCGCGUCUCCGAGCUCUUCCGCAACGCAUUCGCCAGGAGGUAUGGCCGCGGCGGCGGCGAUGUCAGCGUGUUGGAUCCCGAGACGCUGGCCAUUGUCCCGGUGAAGAAUGAGGAGGCUCAGCUCUCUCCCUUCGUGGCUUCGCCGAGCAGCGGCAGCCGGCGCCUUCAGCUGCAGCCGCGGUCAUCCGAGCUUGUGAGGGUCGCCAAUCUCAGCGACGAGGAGAAGAGGUACUUUCGUGAGGAGGUGCGUCAAGCCCGCCUGAUUUACGAUAGUCUGCGUGUUUUUUAUAUGACACAUGAGGAGGGUCUUGAUGGUAGGAUGAGGAGGGGUGACUUGGCGGCUGCUUCCAUGAUGAGAGGUCGUGGGUUGUGGGUGAAUCGUGAUAAGAGAAUCGUGGGACCUUUACCCGGCAUAGAGAUAGGCGAUGUCUUCUUUUAUAGGAUGGAGUUGUGUGUUGUUGGUCUGCAUGGUCAGCCACAAGCCGGCAUUGAUUACUUAACUGCUAGCCAGAGCUCGAAUGGCGAGCCGAUUGCAACCAGUGUGAUUGUGUCUGGAGGGUAUGAGGAUGAUGAGGAUGCAGGGGAUGUGAUUAUAUAUACUGGUCAUGGUGGGCAGGAUAAGCUCAAUAGGCAGCGUAACCACCAGAAGUUGGAAGGCGGUAAUUUGGCUAUGGAAAGGAGCAUGCACUAUGGAAUUGAAGUUCGGGUCAUAAGGGGGAUAAGAUACGGGGGUGGUGCGACACCGAAGAUAUAUGUGUAUGAUGGGUUGUAUAGAAUUCUUGAGUGUUGGUUUGAUGUUGGGAAGUCUGGUUUUGGGGUAUACAAGUAUAAGUUGAUGAGAAUUCAAGGGCAACCAGAAAUGGGUAGUGCUAUCAUGAGGUUUGCUCAGACCCUUCGGACAAGGCCGUUGACAGUUAGGCCCAGGGGGUAUCUCAGUCUUGACAUUUCGGAGAGGAAGGAAUGCAUGCCUGUUUUUCUGUUUAAUGACAUUGAUUCUGAUAGCACUCCCCUGUAUUAUGAUUACUUAGCCAGGACUGCGUUUCCUCCGUACUUGAUGCUUCAAAAUGCUAAUGGCGGCGGGUGUGAAUGUGUUCUGAGUUGUGGAAGUAAUUGUUUCUGUGCUUCGAGAAAUGGGGGUGAGUUUGCCUAUGAUCACAAUGGGAUACUUAUCAGGGGAAAGCCGAUAAUUUUUGAAUGUGGGCCAUUUUGUAAGUGUCCUCCGACUUGCCGUAAUCGUGUGACACAGAAAGGUUUAAGUAGUAAGUUGGAGAUAUUUAGAUCGAAGGAAACCAAUUGGGGUGUUAGGACCUUAGAUUUGAUACAAGCUGGUGCUUUUAUCUGUGAAUAUGCAGGCGUUGCACUCACGAGAGACCAAGCCCAGAUUUUCAGCAUGAGUGGCGAUCCAUUGGUCUACCCAAGCAGGUUUACUGCUAAAUGGACCAAAUGGGGAGAUUUAUCCAAAGUGUUUCCGGAUUGUGUACGCCCUGCUUAUCCAUCAAUUCCUCCUUUGGAUUUUGCUAUGGAUGUCUCAAAAAUGAGGAACGUGGCUUGUUAUAUUAGCCACAGUUCAAUUUCUAAUGUAAUGGUGCAGUAUGUAUUGUAUGAGCACAGCAAUGUUUCAUUUCCUCACAUAAUGUUGUUUGCAAUGGAGAAUAUUCCCCCUUUGAGAGAGCUCAGCCUUGACUAUGGUGCUGCGGAUGAAUGGACUGGGAAGCCUCCUCUUCUUUGUAACUGAACUGUCUUGGAAAGUUGGACAGACUGAAUUGAGGAUGGUGGCCAUUUCUAUAUCUAUAUUGGAGAAGUGAUGCAGUGCAGCGCUACAAGGGCUGAGGAGAUCUAUGUUGGACUCCUCCAAAAGAACUUGGACUCCUCUGUGGAGAAAGCUCAACAAAGCUUGAAACUUCUCAUUCCAAAGCUCCACCUACUAUCAUAUAUGUCGCUUUUGGCAUGAGGUCCUAACCACUUUCUUACGUGUAAAUUUUCCUUUUGGCCUCUCGAGGUGUGGAACUCCGGUAAGGAUUUUAUUUCCCUGUUUUUACAUUUUGCAAUGAGGAGACUCGAAGCACCACAACUGGCAAAUUUAAUCGAAGGCCACACUGAGGUCACUUUUCGUUGUAAGGAAUGGAAGUGAGACGUAGUGAAAUAAGAUUGGUAAUGAAUUCCAGUAAGGUCAGAAUGGAAUAAGCAUCAUACCUUCGGUUUAUGGGUGUAACAUUUAAAACCUCUAGAUUUUUGGUUUUCCCCCCUUCUACUAGUUGGUCAUAGAAGUAAUGAUAAAAAUUAUUAUACAUAUCUGGAAUUGUCGACACUUAUAAACUUGAUUUAUGCCCAAAAACUGCGGGGGUUACUAAAGCCAAAACUGUACAUUCCGUGCAUCGACAUUUGAGAUCACCUUUAGCCAUCAUUAUCAUCAUGAACCUUCUCUGUUCAUGUUGCACCAAUAUUUGUGAUAGAGAGGGGCACUGUAUUUGGGUUUUUGAAUAACAGAAAUUUUUGGAAAGGGUUGAAAUGGAAAGUACUCAUCUUUUUUCCUGCGGAACAGGAGAGCAAUAUUUGAUUUUGCUUUUCCAAGGGUAUUAAACAAAAAAAAAUACUUAAUUCAGCUGGACGAUAGAGUUACAUUUGAUUUUCUUUUGUAGGGCAUAACAUGAUAUGGAUGAGUCUAGUGCUUGAGUGGUAGAAUGAGCAUGUGAGAGCAUGGAAUUGCCUCGCUUUUGCUAUUAAUGUUCCAUCCGCAUGGUUCCAGCCACCUUUGAUAGGAUCAUUCAAUAAUCACCUCAUUGAAUGCUGAUUCCUGUCUAUCAAAUAUGGAAUUAUAUCCUCUUGCAGUCAAUUCUCAUUUGUUGGAUGUGUUAUCAGUUAUUUGCUUUUCAAGAAAUAAGCCGUUGUGAGUUUAAAGUCCCAGUGGGAUUGAUUUCCGUGGAGUGGCGGUCUCUUCUUAAUCUAUAUGAUUUAGAGGUGUCAAAACCAUGUGAUGAUGUAUAUAUCCACACGACUUACGUAAAUUAUGCUCCAAGUUUUCAGUUUCCUCUUUAGCUUAAUAAGUGCAUUGUAUUGUUUUUUAUUAGAAUAUGGUCACCUAAUAUUCAAGGAUUCUGUGAAAUUGUGUCUUUUGGUGCCAAGAACGAGUGAAAUGAAAUGCCGGAAGUGAAGGAGCUUGGAGAGUGGGGCAGCCAAUGAUUAAUACAGAUGAACCUAAUUAAAUGUGUUGUCAAGAUGCAUAUGCUUUAUUGUGGGUCUUAACUAAUGACAUGAUUAAUAUCAGCCUGAACAAAGGGAAAUAACCACAGUUUACCGUUUUGAGG
This is a messenger RNA of Rhodamnia argentea, 3817 nucleotides long. Its product is annotated as histone-lysine N-methyltransferase family member SUVH9. Gene Ontology annotation, molecular function: histone methyltransferase activity; protein binding; zinc ion binding. The record is from RefSeq and is a predicted model, not a curated record. Bases 253 to 2247 code for a protein of 664 amino acids. Gene Ontology annotation, cellular component: nucleus. NCBI's taxonomy places the organism in Eukaryota, Viridiplantae, Streptophyta, Magnoliopsida, Myrtales, Myrtaceae. The transcript has 2 exons.